This is a messenger RNA of Lates calcarifer (barramundi perch), 1717 nucleotides long. RefSeq names its product triosephosphate isomerase 1a (gene tpi1a). Lineage: Eukaryota; Metazoa; Chordata; Actinopteri; Centropomidae. The record is from RefSeq and is a predicted model, not a curated record. The transcript is spliced from 7 exons. Gene Ontology annotation, cellular component: cytosol. Gene Ontology annotation, biological process: glyceraldehyde-3-phosphate biosynthetic process; gluconeogenesis; glycerol catabolic process. Gene Ontology annotation, molecular function: triose-phosphate isomerase activity. Bases 173 to 919 code for a protein of 248 amino acids.
ACCCAAACAAGAAGAAGAGGGAUGUUUGCCGGUGUUGGUAUUGGUAUUUCCGACAGCACCUGACGUACACAGCAGCCGGACUCGUUCCUCAGCCGCUGACCAUCCUCCGGACCUCCACCACCACCGCCUCCACCUCUCCUCCUCACCGGGUAUCAGCCGCCAUCAGCCGGCCAUGGCGUCCAGGGGCUUCUUCGUGGGAGGAAACUGGAAGAUGAACGGGAACAAGGAGAGUCUGGGAGAGCUGAUCACCACCCUGAACACCGCCAGCCUGCACGACCAGACCGAGGUGGUGUGUGCUGCUCCCUCCAUCUACCUGGACUUCGCUCGGUCCAGUCUCGACCCCAAGAUUGGUGUCGCAGCCCAGAACUGUUACAAAGUGGCCAAGGGAGCGUUUACAGGGGAGAUCAGCCCGGCUAUGAUAAAGGACUGUGGAGCAGACUGGGUGGUGCUGGGACACUCUGAGCGCCGCCAUGUGUUCGGGGAAAGUGAUGAGCUGAUUGGCCAGAAGGUGGCUCACGCUCUGGAGAGCGGUCUGGGUGUGAUCGCCUGCAUCGGGGAGAAGCUGGAGGAGCGGGAGGCAGGCACCACAGAAGAAGUCGUGUACGCUCAGACGAAGGUCAUUGCAGACAAUGUGAAGGACUGGGGGAAAGUGGUGCUGGCGUAUGAACCUGUGUGGGCCAUCGGCACAGGAAAGACCGCCACACCUGAUCAGGCUCAGGAGGUCCAUGAGAAGCUGAGGUCGUGGCUGAGAGCCAACGUCUCAGACGACGUGGCCGACUCUGUGCGCAUCAUCUAUGGAGGUUCAGUAACGGGAGCUAACUGCAGAGAGCUGGCGUCUCAGGCCGACGUGGACGGAUUCCUGGUCGGCGGAGCUUCUCUGAAACCAGAGUUUGUCGACAUCAUCAACGCACGUGCGUAACAGACGCAGCUCCGACAGGACCAAUCAGAAACACCCUUUAGAUCAUUAUGUGUCACCAUGUGUCUGCAGCCUGGGCUGACUGAUCCACAGACAGACAAAACACAGGGUGUCAGGAUUCACUCCAAGUAAACAUCAGUACUUUUUUUGUCUUACUGUCACUUGUGGGACUUUUGCUGUUCUUUUUACAGUAAAACCUCAUUUUUACUAUUAAGGCUGUUUCUAACACUGUUGGGUUAUUAAAUGCAUUUAAACUUUAGCAUCAGUGUUGAUUUUAAGGCUUUAAGAGGCAUCUGAAAGUCAGUAAACAUCCUUAACUUUCACCAUUGCAGAGACAAACAGGACAGAUUAGAGGAGAGUUCAUGUUUAGGUAUGUGAAUGAUACAAAACAACAGCUGUUUAUGUUGUAACUUUGUGUUAAUCUGGGGUAAAAUGGAUCAGUCAGCCCAGGUUGUUUUGUGUGUUUGCUAACAGAUUGAUAACACUGUUGUAAUGUCGAUGUUACUGUGUCACCUACCUGCACUAACUGUCACUUCAGGGUCCAUAAAAAUAAAAGCUCUGAACAGAAUGUACUUAAAUAUAUAAAGUAACAUAUAUACAGAAUCUAUCUUUCCGCUGCUUUUCAGUUUUGAAGAGUCAGGGACUUUUAUUGUGAAGUUGUCACAAUAAAGAUUUAUGUGGUUCACACUGCACUGCUGCUGUAUGUUUAACACUGGCUGAUGUGUGCUCAUCGUCAGAUCAAUGAGGGGAGCACGAUGUCUGACCAAUGUAAGAAGAAAAGAAAUAAAUGAGGAAAAAGUA